CAUGUGCAGUGAAUCCCUCGCCGAACUGCAGACGACAUCUGAGAUCGAAACUUUGACAAAGAAGGCUAAAUUUCGACCCUUUCGAAAUACCACCAAGUGCGCGCUUUCCUUCCAUUUCAUCCUCAUUGCACGUUUUACUCUAAUUACGAAGGAAUAGGGGAUGUCCACCAAUUAUGUCACGCGUGACAAGAGGGAGAGGAUGGGUCUGAAAAUCUUAAUUUUUACGUGACAUAACAUAUGGGUGUUCCCAUCUAACUACAUAUUUACUGAUAUUGACGUUCGCCGGUCGUCUAAUUUAGCAAACUUGAAGCUAAGAAAAAUUAGUAAUAUAUUGUUUUCGACACCGGAAGAUACAGAUUGAAUUCAUACUUAAAAAUAAAAAAAAGUAGAGCGAUGCCUGGUAGCGGUCAGUUUUUAUGCUACUUCCUCCUUACAUGGAUUAUACAGGACAGCUCGAUAGGAAUAAGUACGAUUCGUGCUGAGAAUGCAACUGUAUCUAAAAAAUUAACAAAUUGGGAUAGAAAUUCACUGACUAUUGGUCUGGUUAAAAGUAAUUAUCGUAAAAUGGAAUAUCCAUUCCAUAGCCAGGCAUAUUACCGCAGGCUGGAAAUAAUUGAAGAGUUAAAAAAUGGUGUACCUAAACCUUUUAAUCACACUGUUGACGCCGCACUCACCAUAUUGGGCCCACCAAUACCACCAAACACGUUUCUUCGUCAGGUGACAAGUUCGGUGGCUUACCCACCACUGAUGGAGCAUUUUCCGCGGGACGUUACCGACAGGGCAAGAAUAAUUUUAAACCAAAGUGGUAUUUCGUACAUAUUAUUAUUUAAAAUUGUAUACAUUUUCACAAAUUAUUAACUCGUCGAACGGAUAAUUUUAGAUACACCAGUUCCACUCGUUUGCCGAGCACCGAGCAAAACUCGGCAAUCGAGUACCGAGCAAGGCUCGGCCACCGAGUAAAUUGUCAAAAAGAUCAUCAAAAAAUCAUUGUUUACAUAAUAUUUAAUUACCAGCACCUCAAUUUUGAGAACUGGUGGACGGAAUCACGUGAAGCUACUGAUUCUUCUUCCUGUUCCAACAUUUCGAUUAAAGUUGAUUACCGGAUAGAAUUAACAAAUUUCAUUGGUGUCUUUUUCAAGUAAGUUUGAUGUUGAUUGCAAAAAUUACAUGCUGGAUGAUUUGAACCGCUCGGUGUAAGUACCGGGUAAAAUGCUGGAUGCAUAUAAAAAUUUAAGAAAUACUCGGCCGAGCACGCAGAAAAUACUCGGCCGAGUCCGAGUAGUGAGAGCACGGUCAAAACCUGCCGAGUACUCGGCAGCGCCGAGUACUCGGUCCAUGUCUACACAUGUGUUUACACAGACAUGUACAUAAAUACAUUAAUUAAUUUGCAUACGUUCUUUAGCUCUUCAAUUAUUUCCAGCAUGCGGUAAUAUGCCGGAGUAUGGACGAGAUACUCCAUUUUGCGAUAAUUGCUCUUAACAAGGCCAAUGGUUAGUGAGUUUCUAUCCAAACUUUGUAAUCUUUCCGGUUCGGUUGAAUUUUCAGCCCGAAUCAUACGUAUUCCUGAACAAUUGUGCAUUGUAAUCCAUAUGAGAAAGAUGUAGUGAAAAACUGUAAUAUGCAAUUCUAGUUCGUCAAAUGCAUAAGUAAAAAAUUUGAAUAUGUAAAUAUGCAAAAUAUAAACGUACAAGAACAAGUGCGUAUUUAUUACCUUGGUGUUAUCAGACAUGGUUCUAUUUUGAGGUCCAAAUUCAAAUUGUUGCUUCCGAUAUGGAAAACAGGAUGGGAACAAUAUUUUGUAUGUAUUUUCUUUACAGAUAAUUAAACUGCAGGGGAAUUGAUGUAAAUCUUAAUAAAUAAGUAGUUGUCCUUCGUCUAGUUUGUAAUAAAUAACUGAGAGCUUGUUCAAAAAUGUUCAUAUUCUUAAACGACUCGUUAAAAGGUUAUUAAGGACCGAUUACCCUAAAGUGCAACUUUUAUUCGGAAGGAAGCUGAAUAUAACUGUAUAACAUCCUACAAGUAAGAUGUAUUGCUUUAGUAUGUAAAUAUACAGAUUAUGGAGCUUAUUUGUAUGUACAUAGGAGGUUUCGGUUGACAAAUAUACUUGUCAUUCAAAACGCAUUAUCCUAAUAACGGUUACAAAUAAAAAUGUUUAAAAAUGCGUCCUACAUACAGUAGAAACU
Messenger RNA from Folsomia candida, 2183 nucleotides. RefSeq names its product alanine aminotransferase 2-like. The transcript has 4 exons. Bases 394 to 858 code for a protein of 154 amino acids. The record is from RefSeq and is a predicted model, not a curated record. NCBI's taxonomy places the organism in Eukaryota, Metazoa, Arthropoda, Collembola, Entomobryomorpha, Isotomidae.